AUGGGUGUCAGCUUAUGUCUCAGCUACCAGUGGCUUCACUGGACGCGACCCAGUGGUCCACCUUCCGGUUUACCUGAUGGCAUUGAGCGAACUUUUGUGUCAACGCCUGGUGGACGGAUUGAGUUGCUCUCCGCGAAGCCCUUGAAACCUACAUUGACAACUCCCGUAUUUUUUGCCCAUGGUGGCAUGGGUUCUGCAUGGGUUUGGAUUCCAUAUAUGAGUUAUCUCAAAGAGCAUGGCGUCACCUCAUACGCUGUGUCGACACGCGGUCAUGGCGAAAGCUGGCAUCCGACUUUCUUUCGCAUGUUAUACGCCACGACCAAGCGCAUGCUUAGCGACGAUCUGGUGGCGGGAAUUAAAGCAGUGGAGGAGAAAGAGGGUAGCGAAGUGGUUCUCGUUGGACAUUCCAGUGGCGGUGGUUUGAGUCAAUUCAUCGUCAACCAAGGCGAUGUCAAGGUCAAGGCUCUUGGUCUACUCGACGCUGUGCCAGGUACAGGAUCGUAUCGCGUCUACUACAACUGGGCAUGCUUUGAUCCGUGGUUCACCAUCCGCUUGAUAUUUCAUGGCUGGCAUCCCAAUUCCCCCCUUUCGCAUCCUUCCCUCACAAGGCAGGCCUUUUUUAGCGAUGAGUUGCCAGUGACAGAGCUCGUCGAAUUCCAACGUCACUGCAAUCGCUAUGAGAGCUUUCUUUGGCCUCUCGGCAUGUUGUACCCGUUCAUCGAUGCCAAGAGGGUUCUCAUUAAUAUUAUAAACUGGAGAAACGGUGGUGACAGAAUCUUUAUUAUGGCCGGCGCAGCUGAUAAGUUGAUGACGGGCGAAGUGCAAAGGAAAGCGGCUCAAACAUACCGCGAAGCUUUUACGAACAUGGUGAACGAAAAGAAGAUUGAUGUCACAGUAAAGGAAAUUAAGAAGCUGGAAGGUGAAGGAGAAAUGGAUGAUUCUGGCCACGGUGUAACCCUUGCUUUCGUACCAGGCGCAGGGCACCACGUGCAGAACGAUGUUCAAUGGAGAGUCGGGGCCAAGAAGAUGCUAACUUUCUUGCAGCAGCUCUAG
Messenger RNA from Truncatella angustata, 1053 nucleotides. Its product is annotated as Alpha/Beta hydrolase protein. NCBI's taxonomy places the organism in Eukaryota, Fungi, Ascomycota, Sordariomycetes, Amphisphaeriales, Sporocadaceae. Bases 1 to 1053 code for a protein of 350 amino acids. The record is from RefSeq and is a predicted model, not a curated record. The transcript is spliced from 3 exons.